AUGUUCGCAGAAGGGGCUAGAAAUUAUAAGGUAGGGUGCACUGGGGGCAGACCAUCAGGGGACGGGAUGGUUAAAGAGGAUUUAAUGGUAGAAGAGGAAGAGAGGACGGAACAAGGGAAAAGACAGGGGACCACCAAGGAUAUCUCGAACAAGGAGCAGACGAAGAGAAACCAGAAGGAGGAACAAGUAGGAUGCAGUAGGAUAGGAUCCCACAUCAAGACACCAGGCAGGAAGAUCAGGAGAAGAACGGGCAAGGGGGACAGACAAAAUGGGGGCAAUGGGAUAUGA
Molecule: messenger RNA, 288 nt
Organism: Plasmodium inui San Antonio 1
Lineage: Eukaryota; Apicomplexa; Aconoidasida; Haemosporida; Plasmodiidae
Exons: 1
Coding region: 1-288 (95 amino acids)
Source: RefSeq, a predicted model, not a curated record